AUGUUCUGGAAAAUAUCAUCAUUUAGUGGGGAAAAGAUUGACUAUUCUAAAUAUGCUUUGGGGGAUAUUAGAUAUACUGCUGAAAGAAAACUCAAUUCACAUCCUUCUCUCUGGCUUCACAGUACAAAAUAUACUUCAAAAAUAAUUGGAGGUGUUACUGGAUGGUGCACUGGUUUCAUAUUCCAGAAAGUUGAAAAAUUGGCUGCAACAGCUGUAGGAGGUGGAUUCUUUCUACUUCAGCUGGCAAACCAUACUGGGUAUAUCAAAGUUGACUGGCAACGAGUAGAGAAAGACAUGAAAAAAGCCAAAGAGCAGUUGAAGAUUCAUAAGAAUAACCAAAUACCAACUGAGGUCAAGAGCAAAGCUGAGGAGGUUGUGUCAUUUGUAAAGAAGAAUGUUCUAGUAACUGGAGGAUUUUUUGGAGGCUUUUUGCUUGGCAUGGCAUCAUAAGAAAUACAACUUUACUCUAUUGUUUUUUAUUUCUUCUUUUUUCUUGCCAGCACCUUCUGCACU
This is a messenger RNA of Microtus oregoni (creeping vole), 513 nucleotides long. RefSeq names its product FUN14 domain-containing protein 2-like. NCBI's taxonomy places the organism in Eukaryota, Metazoa, Chordata, Mammalia, Rodentia, Cricetidae. The transcript has a single exon. Bases 1 to 450 code for a protein of 149 amino acids. Gene Ontology annotation, biological process: autophagy of mitochondrion. The record is from RefSeq and is a predicted model, not a curated record. Gene Ontology annotation, cellular component: mitochondrial outer membrane.